GUUUGAUACUUUAUCUUUAUUUCUGAACUAUUUCAUAUUGACAUCUACCAUCUAUCUAUACACAUCAUUAUGUCCACAACAUCGGCAAUCUUGCCGUCCAUCCAGAUCAAUGUCAACUACCGCGAGAUCCGCACGGCCAUUAAGGACUUCCUCGAGCACUACAAGGGUGACACACGUGAGGUGGUGUUCGACCACAACAUCGACGCGAUAGCAGCCGAGGAAGUUGUUGGUGAUGGCCCAAAAUACAUGCGUAUGUUGCAGCGCGUGGCAAACCGCGAAGUGUCGACCUUGUACAUCGACCUCGACGACGUAAAGAGCUACGAGGACACGAUCGCCAGCGGGACCCAGGGGACCUCUUUGGUCGACAACAUCUGCAAAAACACGUAUCACUACAUCGAGUUGUUUAGUGCAAUCAUCGAUGAGUUGAUGCCGCCGGCCACCGUCGACAUCUCGUAUAAGGAUGACGUGUUAGACGUGAUUCUCCACCAGCGGAAAUUGCGAAACGCACGCUUGGAAGCGGAGAACCGCGAUGAGUACGCGACCGCAGGAUUAGAUGCGCCACGCGAUGAUAACAUGUUCCCAGCCAAGUUGACGCGUCGUUACUGCCUCUACUUCAAGCCUUUAUCCGACAUGUACCGUGGAAAGGGGAAGGCCUUGGCGGUGCGCGACGUCAAAGGUAACUACCUCGGGCAGCUCAUUACCGUGAGGGGGAUUGUCACCAGAGUAUCGGACGUCAAACCGUCAGUUUUGGUGAACGCCUACACCUGUGACAAGUGCGGGUUCGAGAUCUUCCAAGAGGUCAAUGCACGCACUUUUACCCCACUUUCAGAUUGUUCAUCCCCUCAGUGCCAGGAGAACCAGACCAAGGGCCAACUCUUCAUGUCGACGCGUGCGUCGAAGUUCAGUGCGUUCCAGGAGGUGCGCAUCCAGGAAAUUGCAGACCAGGUGCCAGUUGGUCACAUUCCGCGCCAGUUGGGCGUGCACGUAAACGGGGACUUGGUGCGGACAGUGAACCCUGGGGAUAUCGUGGACAUUGCUGGUGUGUUCUUACCAGCACAGUACACUGGGUUCAAAGCCCUCAAGGCGGGGUUGCUCACGGACACGUAUCUUGAGGCGCAGCACGUGAGACAGCACAAGAAGCAGUAUGAGAGCCUUGAGCUUGGGGUGGAAGCGCGUGCGGAGGUUGCGCGCUUGAAUGCGGAGGGGAGCAUCUAUGAGCGUCUCGCGCGCUCGAUUGCGCCCGAAAUCUACGGCCACGAGGAUGUCAAGAAGGCGUUGCUUUUGCUACUUGUGGGUGGUGUCACCAAAGAAAUUGGUGACGGGAUGAAAAUCAGAGGGGACAUCAACAUCUGUUUGAUGGGUGACCCCGGUGUGGCGAAGUCGCAGUUGCUCAAGUCGAUCACCAAGAUGGCGCCAAGAGGGGUUUACACUACCGGCAGAGGCUCCUCUGGGGUUGGUUUGACUGCAGCUGUGAUGAGGGAUCCUGUCACAGAUGAGAUGGUCUUAGAGGGUGGGGCCUUGGUGUUGGCAGAUAAUGGUGUGUGCUGCAUUGAUGAGUUCGACAAGAUGGAUGACAACGAUAGAACGGCAAUCCACGAAGUGAUGGAGCAGCAGACGAUUUCGAUCUCCAAGGCGGGGAUCACCACGAGUUUGAACGCUAGAACUUCCAUUCUCGCGGCCGCGAACCCGUUGUACGGGCGCUACAAUCCGCGCAUCAGUCCCGUGGAGAACAUUAACCUUCCCGCUGCGUUGUUGUCACGGUUUGAUAUUCUUUUCUUGAUCUUGGAUACCCCGGAUCGUGAUUCUGACGAGCGUUUAGCCCAGCACGUCGCGUACGUCCACAUGCACAACAGGCACCCAGAGAUGAACUUUGAGCCGUUAGAUGCCGCGACGAUCAGACAGUACAUCUCGGUCGCGCGCACAUACAGACCAAAUGUGCCAAAGACCGUCGCGGAUGAGGUUGUUCGUCAGUACACCAGAAUGAGACGCGAGUCGCAGACAAACAAGGAUUCGACCAAGAAGUUUGCCCAGACCACCCCCAGAACGUUGUUAGGGAUCUUGCGUAUGGCGCAGGCGUUGGCCAGAAUCAGAUUUGACACGGAGGUACGUAUUGAGGACGUGGAGGAGGCGUUGAGAUUGAUCAAUGUGUCGAUGGCGUCCUUGAUGCAGCAGAGUGAUAUUGUUCAUGAGGAUCAGAGCUCGGCUACGAGAAUUCUCCAUGUCAUCAAGGACAUUGCCAAGAGGGAAGGGGCGGACGGCGCCAUGGCGCAACGCUUGCUGAUGGCGAUGGUGCGCGAGCGUGUGUUGGCGCGCGGGUUCACGCAGGGGAUGUUUGACGACUGUAUUUUGAUGUACAGGAAUCUUCAGCUGUGGCAGGUGAUUGAGAACGGCGAGACGUUGUUGCUUCUCUCGGGGAUGGAUGUGGAUGCAGAGAUGGAGGAUGUUUAAAAAGAUUAAGAUACUGCUAGAUAUCUUUGACGCUUGGUUCUAUUCUUGUUUGUAUUAUUAUUUUAAUCUAAUUUAAUUGUUUAGAUAAAGGGUUGGAAGGGUAAUAAAUUAUACUGGUACUUGUAGUUACAAAAACGAGCAUAUAUCUAGAGACCAGACCACAAGAAACCCUUCUUCAAGAUAACACUCUGCUUCACAGUAACAUUAUCAGACGAGUCACCGACUGAGACCAAGUACUCACCCUUCUCACAACUCCACUUACCCUCAUACUCGUCGAAGAAAGCGGUGGCAUACUUGAUUGGCAAGGAAAUGUUCAUAGUCUUUGUUUCGCCGCUCUGUAACUUGACCUUGGAGAACUCUCUCAACUCCUUGACAGGUCUUUCGACCGAUGAGUCAACAGCGCCGACGUAAACCUGAGCAACAGUGGAGCCAGCCUUGUCACCAGUAUUCUU
Messenger RNA from Babjeviella inositovora NRRL Y-12698, 2900 nucleotides. It is a transcript of the gene CDC47, whose product is annotated as DNA replication licensing factor MCM7. Gene Ontology annotation, biological process: DNA replication; double-strand break repair via break-induced replication; DNA strand elongation involved in DNA replication. The record is from RefSeq and is a predicted model, not a curated record. Gene Ontology annotation, molecular function: single-stranded DNA binding; ATP hydrolysis activity; single-stranded DNA helicase activity. Gene Ontology annotation, cellular component: MCM complex; nucleus. The coding region runs from base 70 to 2448 and encodes 792 amino acids. NCBI's taxonomy places the organism in Eukaryota, Fungi, Ascomycota, Pichiomycetes, Serinales. The transcript has a single exon.